Messenger RNA from Neltuma alba, 3861 nucleotides. RefSeq names its product tRNA ligase 1. Gene Ontology annotation, biological process: tRNA splicing, via endonucleolytic cleavage and ligation. The transcript is spliced from 27 exons. Bases 49 to 3567 code for a protein of 1172 amino acids. Gene Ontology annotation, molecular function: RNA ligase (ATP) activity. The record is from RefSeq and is a predicted model, not a curated record. Lineage: Eukaryota; Viridiplantae; Streptophyta; Magnoliopsida; Fabales; Fabaceae.
UUCCCCCUUAUAUAAGAACCUUGCUGCUGGUUUACUCCUACCACUUGAAUGUCAGCCACGCAGAGGAUCCUCUGCGCUCUUUCUCACUCUUUCCCUCGUUCACUUCCUCCUAUUUCGUCUUCCUCCUCCUCUUUCAAAUCUCCGCCUAUUCUUUUCCUUCCCUUCUCUCGUCAUUACAGGAUUUUAGCUCGUUCCGUGCUUAUCUCUCCUUCACCAAUGCCUCGCAAUCAGGGAGCUGGUCGGCACAAAGAACCAAAAUCCAAAGAGAAACCUGAACCUGACAGGAUUUCAUCGGCCACCGCAGACGCGACAGGUGCUGCGGCUGAAGCUGUUACUCACAGACUGGCUGAAAUGCGUAUUGCUGAAAACAGCGGCCAAACCGGUGUUACAGCUGCAGCCAUACAGUUUGGAGGCGUCCAACCUGCUUGUCCAAAGACAGCCUCGAAACCCAAAUCCUAUGGAACAGUGAGCGGAGCCACAGUAGAUAAAGUUGAAGCAGAAGUGGCUUCAACCAAAAAUAGUAUUGCUGCUUUGAGUAGGAAUAAUCUGAUAGAAAAUUUUACAGUGGACAACUCCGCAUACUCACUUGCUCGUAUAAGAGCUACUUUCUACCCCAAAUUUGAAAAUGAAAAGUCAGAUCAAGAGAUCAGGACAAGGAUGAUUGAGAUGGUAUCUAAAGGUUUGGCUACAUUAGAGGUCUCACUUAAACACUCUGGUUCCCUUUUUAUGUAUGCUGGACACAAGGGAGGAGCUUAUGCGAAAAACAGUUUUGGAAAUAUAUAUACUGCUGUGGGUGUAUUUGUUCUUGGACGGAUGUUUCAUGAGGCUUGGGGCACUGAAGCGAUGAAAAAGCAAGUUGAAUUUAAUGAGUUUCUUGAGAGAAACCAUAUGUGCAUAUCGAUGGAACUAGUAACUGCUGUUCUUGGAGACCAUGGACAACGUCCUAAUGAAGAUUUUGUGGUAGUCACAGCGGUCACUGAACUGGGCAAAGGAAAGCCUAAGUUUUAUUCGACUCCUGAGAUAAUUGCUUUCUGCAGAAAAUGGCGCCUACCUACAAAUCAUGUGUGGUUGUUUUCUACAAGGAAGUCAGUUUCAUCCUUCUUUGCUGCCUUUGAUGCCUUAUGUGAAGAGGGUACUGCUACACCUGUCUGUAAGGCUCUUGACGAAAUUGCUGAUACAUCCAUACCAGGUUCAAAGGAUCAUGUAAAAGCCCAAGGUGAAAUCUUGGAGGGUCUUGUGGCCCGUAUUGUUGCUCGGGAGAGCUCAAGCCAUAUGGAACAAGUUUUAAAAGAAUUCCCUCCUCCUCCUGCUGAUGGAGUUGGCCUUGAUUUUGGACCGAAUCUCAGAGAAAUUUGUGCUGCAAAUAGGUCCGAUGAAAAGCAGCAAAUAAAAGCCCUUCUCGAGAGUGUUGGCAGUUCCUUUUGCUCAGACCACUCAGACUGGUUUGGGCCUGAUGGUGCUGAUGGUCACUCAAGAAACGCUGAUAGAUCUGUUCUUUCAAAGUUUUUACAGGCCAAUCCUGCGGACUAUUCCACUAGGAAAUUGCAGGAAAUUGUUCGGUUGAUGAGAGAAAAACGCUACCCUGCUGCAUUCAAAUGUUACCAUAACUUCCAUGAAGUAGAUGCUAUGGCACGUGAUAACCUUUUCUACAGAAUGGUUAUUCAUGUACACAGUGAUUCUGCUUUUCGACGAUACCAUCACAAUUUCAGGCAUAAACCCGGAUUAUGGCCACUAUAUCGAGGUUUUUUUGUUGAUAUCAAUUUAUUCAAGGCAAACAAGGAGAGAUCUGGUGAAAUCUCCAAGAGCAAUGACAAUGUGGUUGAAAAUGGCACCAGCACCUCUGGAAAUGACUUUGCAGAUGAAGAUGCUAACUUGAUGGUCAAAUUGAAAUUUCUUACAUAUAAGUUGCGAACCUUUUUGAUUCGAAAUGGUCUGUCUAUUCUAUUUAAAGAAGGUCCAGGUGCUUACAAGGCUUAUUACCUUAGGCAAAUGAAAAUUUGGGGCACUUCUCCUGGAAAGCAGAGAGAACUCAGCAAGAUGCUUGACGAAUGGGCUGUGUAUAUAAGAAGGAAAUAUGGAAAUAAACAGCUCUCAUCAUCAAUAUAUCUUAGCGAAGCUGAACCUUUCCUUGAGCAGUUUGCAAAACGCAGUCCACAAAACCAAGCUUUAGUGGGUUCUGCUGGUAAUUUAGUGAGAAGCGAAGAUUUUAUGGCCAUUGUUGAUGAAGGGCGCGAUGAAGAAGGUGAUCUUGAGGUAGAGCGGGAAAUACCAUCACCAAAGUCUAGUACAUUGGCUAUGAACACUGUUGCAAAACAGGACGGGUUGAUUGUAUUUUUUCCUGGAAUUCCUGGAUGUGCUAAGUCUGCUCUUUGCAAAGAGUUGCUAAAUUCCCCAGAUGUAUUUGGGGAUAACCGACUAGUUCAUAGUCUUAUGGGUGAUCUGGUUAAAGCUAAGUAUUGGCCGAAGGUGGCUGACGAGUGCAGGAAGAAGCCUUAUUCUAUAAUGCUUGCUGACAAGAAUGCACCCAAUGAAGAAGUUUGGAGACAAUUAGAAGACAUUUGUAACAAAACGAGAGCCUCUGCUGUUCCAGUUGUGCCUGAAUCUGAAGGAACUGACUCAAAUCCAUAUUCCCUUGAUGCAUUGGCUGUUUUCAUGUUUCGAGUGCUUCAACGAGUCAACCAUCCGGGUAGUCUUGACAAAGCAUCUCCAAAUGCUGGUUACGUGCUGCUAAUGUUUUAUCAUCUUUAUGAAGGCAAGAGUCGUCGAGAAUUUGAGGGCGAAUUAAUUGAGCGUUUUGGCUCACUUGUCAAGAUGCCUUUGUUAAAGUCAGAUAGGAAUCCCCUUCCUCAGCAAGUACAGUCCAUUUUGGAGGAGGGCAUAAAUCUAUAUAAGCUUCACACCAAGAGACAUGGCAGAUUAGAGUCUACCAAGGGAUCCUAUGCCAAGGAAUGGACCAUGUGGGAGAGAAAAUUACGUGAGAUUCUUUUUGGAAAUGAUGAGUAUCUUAAUUCAAUUCAGGUUCCAUUUGAGGUUGCUGUCAAAGAAGUCUCAGAACAAUUAAGGACCAUUGCCAAGGGUGAUUAUACGCCACCGGACACUGAGAAGAGGAAAUUUGGAUCCAUUGUUUUCGCUGCGCUCAGUCUGCCCGUUACAGAAAUUCAAGGAGUCCUCAAGAAUAUAGCUUCGAGUGAUCCUUCAGUGGAAGCUUUUCUUAAAGGCAAGCAUUUAGAGAAUCUGCAGAGAGCCCACGUGACUCUUGCCCACAAGAGAAGUCAUGGCGUGAAGGCUGUUGCGGAUUAUGGCGCGUUCUUGCAUGAAAAGGUGCCGGUGGAAUUGAAAGCUUUGCUCUUCUCAGACGAAAUGGCUGCAUUUGAAGCUUGUCCUGGCUCACUGGAAGGUGAAAAGAUAGUUUCCAAAAAUGCAUGGCCUCAUAUCACUCUGUGGACUGCUGAAGGGGUUUUAGCCAAAGAAGCCAACGCGUUACCGGAGUUGUUUAAGCAGGGCAAAGCAUGUCGCGUUGACUUGAAUCCUCCCGUCGCCGUAACUAGCACAGUUGAGUUUUUCUAAGCCUCUUUUUGCUAUUCAUUCCUUUCUUGAAAAAUAAGAAAGAAUAGAAUAAAAAUACAUGCUCGUGCAUAGCAAAACCAGAUGAGUAGACUUGCACUGGGUUUUAUAGAGAAUGGUGAGAGUUGAUGGGGAAAAAUUUUGUAGGAGCCAGCAUUUUCUCCUGUGUAUGCGGCACACAUACAUGUGAUGUCUUGUUGCCCCCGGAGUUAUCUGUUCGAAAACAUUUUAUUCUGAUACAGCAAGAUGUAAAAUAAUAUCAUCUAAUUAUUUCACUUUCGUCUUUAGAUGAAUUCA